UUGAUGGUAAUGAACGUCUCUAUAUUACCUGAACGCGGAUGUGUGAAAAUAAUAAAAGUGGAUAUGAAAACAUUUUUAUAUCAAACCGAAAUCAUACAAAAUACGUGUGUUCAUGUUGAUACUAAUUAAACAACCAAACUAUUUUAUUUUCCAAAAGAAAAACAAAUAUAAGUGUAAAAACCGCUUGGAAUGUUAAAAGAUAACGCGCUUAGGAGGAAUAAUUGAGACGUGUGAAGAAAUAUGAAGCGAACGCAAAUCAGCGGAUUCGCAGUAACGGCUAUACAACUUUUUAUUUUAAUAAUCAACGUUAAAUCAUCAUCAUGUCAAGACGAUUUUCGCUUAAACUCUCCUCCGAUUCUUGUUGUACCCGAUCGAAACUGGCGAAUAAUGGAAAAUGAACCAAUCGGACAAAUUAUUACUCGAAUUCGUGCUGAUGAUUCCGAAAAUGAUGAACUAGUAUUUGGUCUUGAAUCCCAAUACAAUUCAACAAAAAUUCCAUUUCGAAUUGAUCCCAUCGGUGGGGUAGUAUAUUUAAGUGAUAGUCUUGUUGGACGAGGCGGUGAAAAAUUUUUUCUAUAUGUAACAGUUACUGAUGGUCAGCUAACAGCAAAGAAUGAAGUUUACGUGAAUAUCUUAAGUGCAAAUGAUAGAAAAAAUCGCAUCUCUAAACCACCGCCCCCAACAUCACAUGUCGUUCAAAACAUAUCGGAGUUUCUACCGUCAUUUCAUAGUCUACCGGGCGUCCAAUCAAUCAGAAAUCACGUACCAAACAGUAGACCAAACCUACCUGCUGGGUUCAACGAAAACAACUUUUCACCAACAUCUGUUUACAACUAUCCAAAUCAAAAGAUACCAGAAUGGUUUCUAAACGGAAAUGCUAAAUACGAUGUAGAUAACGAAGAUAAUUUGGGAAAUAGAAAUGAAACCAACACCUCGAUAACAUCUCCGACAAUUUCAAAAUCUACAGGUCGAACUAAACUCACUGUAAUUGUUCCACAUAAUUCUACAAUAUUGCCAACGUCACCAAACGCAACACCUGGCGUGCAUACGAGCGUCGAAUCAAGUGAUAGUUCAGUUGUUCUAACCAAUAGUGGUGGGAACAAGGAACCAUACGAUUAUCGUUCACAAAUUGUUCUGAGUAUUUUUGUCUCGUGUGGACUGUUUAUUGCUUUUGGUAUUGCAAUGGCUGUCAUGUAUCGCAAGCGCUUAUGCGCGUUUGCAAAAGCCUCUACAAAAAAAUCGAAGGAGGAGAUGGCCAAAACAUCGAAUCAGAGUAAUUUUAGCACGAGUAGUACAACUGUUGACAGUCGCAAUUCGAUGGUUUUGAAUCAAUGGAAUGGUCCUAUAGCUUAUGGCAACCGCUACGUACCAUGGGAGAGAGGAGAUCUAUCUCAGCAGGAUCAACAACAGCAGCAUGAAGCACAACCAAUUGCAACGUCACAGCUUUCAACAAGUAUGGGAAGUAUUAGAGCCACUAGUUCUGGUAGCGCUGGUGUAGCAGGUGUUAACGCAGUUACCAUUUCAAACAAUCAAAAAAGUAAGAUUGAUCAUUGGGAGUAUCCCAGGCAUCGAUUGAAGUUCUUUAAUAUAUUGGGCGAAGGUGCAUUUGGCCAGGUGUGGCGCUGUGAGGCAAUAGAUAUUAAUGGACAUGAAGGAAAUACCACAGUUGCAGUGAAGACUUUAAAAGAAAAUGCCACGGAAGUGGAGAAAAAGGAUUUAUUUUCAGAGCUUGAGGUCAUGAAGUCCUUAGAACCUCAUGUCAAUGUGGUACGGUUUUUGGGAUGUUGCACUGACAAAGAUCCUAUCUUUGUCAUAAUUGAAUACGUUAAUAGAGGAAAAUUGCAGUCUUAUUUACGAUCUUCCAGAGCAGAACGGCAUUACGGAAACACUCAUGGAAAAUCUAAUAUCUUGACAUCAGCUGAUUUAACAUCGUUUAUGUACCAAAUUGCCAAAGGAAUGGAUUACCUUUCAUCGCGGGGAAUUAUACAUAGAGACCUGGCGGCCCGAAACAUACUCAUCACAGACAACCACACAUGUAAAGUGGCUGAUUUUGGGUUUGCACGUGAUGUUAUUACAUCGAAGAUAUAUGAAAGAAAAAGUGAAGGGAAACUGCCAAUUAGAUGGAUGGCUAUUGAAUCUCUGUAUGACAAUUUGUUCUCCGUCAAAUCCGACAUUUGGAGUUUCGGCAUUCUGAUGUGGGAAAUUGUAACUUUAGGUUCAACACCUUACCCUGGAAUAUCAGCUUCAGAAGUUAUGCGCAAGGUACGCGAUGGAUACAGGUUGGAAAAGCCAGAACAUUGCCGCCGUGAACUUUACAACAUAAUGUAUUAUUGUUGGUCGCAGGAUCCAAGUGACAGACCAUUGUUUGCAGAACUGGUACAGAUGCUCGACAAGCUAUUGCACACUGAAAUGGAUUACAUUGAGUUGGAACGAUUCCCAGAUCACAACUACUACAACAUUAUUAACUUAAGUUGUGAAAAGGUCUAAAUUGAUGUUAUUAUAAUUUAUAAAUUAAAAAUAAAAGUUAAUUUAAAUAA
Stomoxys calcitrans (stable fly) is the source of this 2537-nucleotide messenger RNA. RefSeq names its product tyrosine kinase receptor Cad96Ca (gene Cad96Ca). Gene Ontology annotation, cellular component: signaling receptor complex; membrane. NCBI's taxonomy places the organism in Eukaryota, Metazoa, Arthropoda, Insecta, Diptera, Muscidae. Gene Ontology annotation, biological process: protein phosphorylation; cell surface receptor protein tyrosine kinase signaling pathway; multicellular organism development. The transcript has 11 exons. The coding region runs from base 241 to 2487 and encodes 748 amino acids. Gene Ontology annotation, molecular function: transmembrane receptor protein tyrosine kinase activity; ATP binding; calcium ion binding. The record is from RefSeq and is a predicted model, not a curated record.